AUGGAAUACAGUAUCCUUUGGAUUUUGCUAUUGUUUGUCGGUAGUUCGCAGUCGACCCAUGUGAACAUUACAAUUUCCCAGCAGCACUCGAAGAAUGUUGGGCUUACAGCGGAUUCGCAUAUGAACGCUGACGCACAACACAAGGGAGAUUCUACUGAAUAUGAAUCACGCAGUGCCAAGUUGCAAGCUGGAGACAAGGCCGCGCAAGGCGUUGCUUAUGGGAACCAUAGAAUCGAAGAGGCCAAUGUGAUUAGCCCUAUGGCUUCCGAAAAUCGCAUGAAUCAAAGGGCACAUUUGGUUGGACAUCCUCAGUUGCACUUUAGAAGUAUGUACCAAUCGAAUCCUAUCGAAUAUCAGCGCAACGCCCAAUUCCGCAAAAUGGACGAAAAUCAAAAGCAAAAUGUGGAAUUUGAACGAUAUAUUCAACACUACCACAGUGGACCUACGGUUGAGACAGUAUAUGAAUCUGCAGAAGCAUCGCCAUCGCAUUCGUCGUCAGUGAAACUUAACGACGGCCCUCAGCGGAGUGGAAAAAUAAUUCAGUUUGAGCGUCAAGUGGCCCUGCCAUCUGCUGCCACCGAUGCUGAAAGCCAGUUGAUCCCAUCUAGUACGCAGCAUCAUCCCUCGCAAGCAGCGCUUGCCCAAGAAGGGUUGUCCGCACCGACUUCCGUUGCAUCCUCGUCAUCGUCACCAUCUACUUCCGCCGCGACCAGUGCUUCUGCAAGCACAACAAAUGGCAAUAGCCUCAACACCAAUCUUAACCAAAGACCAGCUUCUGUGGGUAGUGAUGGACUUAAUUUCGAUAGCUCAAUUAGCUACAACAAACCGAACUACAAUGAUGCCAACAGUUUUAAAUACAGUAAUGAAGAUUCCCAAUUCUUUAACCAGUAUCCACCGUCUGUGGAAGAACCUCAAGGUGGUUACGGAAGUUACUACCACCAAAACAACCAAGACGGUCCAUCUUAUGUCAGCAAUGGGUAUGAACAGCCACAUACCAGUGGUCAAAGUUAUUUGCCACCUGAGACUAUCAACCAAAGGCCAGUUGUAACGAAGACAAUACAAAUUGCCCAGCCAGCCAUCAAGACAAAGAAAUAUGAAGUGCGCCAUCCCGCGAUCCAGAAGGAGUUUUACGACAUAGAAGAACGUGUUGUCAUAAAACCCGCUGGUACCGUCGUUGUCGAGUUGGAAAGGCCUGUUGCAAAAAUUCCCAAAGGCGAAUCGAUUUUACCCUUAGGGCAUCCACAUCCUGCCGUUGCUGGCGCUUAUAGGAACACUGGCAGCAGUCCGUCAUUUAGCAACACAAUUUACAGUGCAGCCGGCGCAUCCAAUCCAACAAGCCAAGCUAACAAUCAAUACAGUCAUGGUUCCUUUUAUAGCCCCAAGCAAAUACCUGAGCAACGCCCAUCUGUUAGUGGAACCACCAUUGGAUCAUCCAUCACAACAACUCCAAAUUUUGAUCAAAAUUCCCGGGUGGAGUCGAAUACUAAUAAGGCUAAUAAUGGGGAACUUCAUUAUGCGUUGCCCACAGCAGCCCCCGUCCGCGAAGAACCGAAAGGCCGUAACAGAGAAUUAAUAGUGGUCACAGAUGGUCAAGGAAACCAGAGGCAGGUGUCCCCCGAACAAUUUGCCUACUCUCGGGAAUCGGCUGAACGAAGUCAUCCAAGGUCGGGAUAUAAUCUGCGUUCAUACGCCAACAACAACCAAAAGCCUCAAAGAACGAAUUUGCAGUCGCCACAAUCGAACCAAGACGCUUACAACUUCGAUGCCGAAUAUAUUAAUGUUGGAAAUAGUGGCAAUGUUCCCCGAGAUGCUAAGCCAGCACGUCUCGAACAAGCCCCGGUACGAAUGGAACCCGUCAUAAAACACGAGCAUAACAUUGCACUGCCUCCAAGCCAACAUAAAAUUUAUUUGACACAGAAACACGCCAUACCCGAAGCAAGGUACGUGGAAGAAACGGCUCAUGUACAGGAGGUAAAGCCCUACCUUAUCAAUCAUCCAGGGCCAGUUGUUAUUUAUGGCUCUACUAAACAUAGGCCUGAACUUUCAUUCAGACAAAGAGGUUCCGAAUACCAACAGCCCCAAUCCCAAGGCGCUAACUAUCGCUCCAAUGGAGUUUCCAAUAAUUUGGUUGGCAGCAGCCAAAUUGAAAUCAGUUCACCUUACGCACAGAUGCGUUAUCACCCUGGAGAUCAAGCUACUACAGGUCAUCAAACACGCAAGCAGUAUUCGGGUAUUGAGGUCGAUUCCCCCAAGCUCGGAAAGUUGCUACUCGAGAAUAAGACACCGGACGAAAUGAGCACCCAUUCGAAAAUCAUGAAUAUGUCACACUCAACGCAUAUCGAAGUGAACAUACCCCCUUCAUCACAGAAUUCCAACAAGGUAAUUGCAGCCACCUUACGACCAAUGAUGUCCGACGACGGAGAGCACAUGGGUACAGCUAAAUUGGAAAUUUCGGUCACGAACAAUAGUGAGCCUAAGAAGGUAAAAACUCAAGAGGACGAAAUGGUUGAUAACAGUGAAGUACGUGAUAAGGAACAGCUAAAUAACUCACGAGAUACACCAGAUUGCGAAAAAAUCAAUCCAGGUCACAUGGAUCAGAAAUUCAUGCGACUUGUGGAUGCCCCAAAUAAUGCCCGCGAAGAGACGGCAACAGCAGCGGAGAAUAGUGCUCCGUCGAAUAUCCAAGCGAGCAACGUUCACAACAGCAACAGAGAUACUGCUAGUCAAGCCGUAAUGCCACGAGUUACACCAGGAUCUCGGGUUAUCGCAGCUGCUCCAGCCCCCAGCGACUCUUCAGCUGGAAGUGAGAGCUUCCAUAAGCGACGAAUAGUUGUUAACCACCCCUUCCAAACUGUGCGAGAAGUGGUUGAACACGAACCCUAUACCAACUACCACGAGGUUCAAGUGAAUGAGCCCGCCUCACCGGCUUUGUACCACUCCGCCGCCUACUUCCAAACACAUGGGGCACUGCGUCAUCCCGAAGGAAAUCUUGCCGAACCAAUUUUCUACCACUAA
This is a messenger RNA of Stomoxys calcitrans (stable fly), 3015 nucleotides long. RefSeq lists its product as uncharacterized. The transcript has 2 exons. The coding region runs from base 1 to 3015 and encodes 1004 amino acids. NCBI's taxonomy places the organism in Eukaryota, Metazoa, Arthropoda, Insecta, Diptera, Muscidae. The record is from RefSeq and is a predicted model, not a curated record.